GACAGGAAACGAAUACUUUGGGAUAGGUACGAACGGGUGGCUCACUUGAUGGUGUCUAGGUAGUAACCAAAACCAUGAUAACCUUCGUCCCUACAAACAAACCAAAGAGAAUUAUAAUAUAUAUGGAAAAAACAACCAUAGCGACACUUACACCAAAACUAAUAAAUUAAAUUAAUAAGUUUUGAUUUCAUAUCUGUCAUAAUUCUCUUUGGUUUUAAAUUUGACAUGCGACCUAUCAAAAAUUAAAAACCGUUUUGUUACUCAAAAUCUAAAUAUUUUGUAAACAUAUUAAUUAUUUAAAUCAUGAAAUUUACAAAGCAAGAAUGGUACACGCCAGCCGAGGUGGCGAUCCACAACACCGCUUCAGACUGCUGGGUGUCCCUUAACGGGAAGGUCCUGGAUAUGACCUCGUGGUUGGAGGAGCAGUUCAGACUCUGCCACUGCAAGAAGAGCUGCUCGUGCCAAGUCAAAAGCUGGUACUGUGGAGACGAUUGCGUCGAAUACUGUCCUUGUUUUAAACGUGGGUUCGUUUACUGUGAUGGGAAAAGGUUAGCCAUGACUAUCGUCGCCUACGCCGGCAAAGACCUAAGCCACUGGUUCGAAGGAGACGAGUGGGUGCGGUACACGCAUCCCAUAGUGGGUUCCACCACCACUUACCAUUUGCACGGGCAUCCAGCGCGGCAGGGGGUGGUGCCUUCCACCCGCUGGCGCCCGAUCUCCAAACCCUGGUGGCUGGACGAGAGCCGCGUGGUGGGGAAGGUGACGGCGAGGACUCGGCCGAUACGCAUCACUAACUCUUUAACAGGUUCUACAAUUACCCUUGAAGUAUGCUCAGAGGAAACAAUAUAUCAGAUCAUGAUGCGUUAUUUACCCCAUAACUCUCACAUGAUGUCUUAUACUUGGAGAUACCUGGGCAAACCUCUACGCUUGAACAAGACGUUAGCUGCCAACGGGAUCCCGGACGAGAGGGACCUCUUCAGCGAAGUUGGGUUACCAGAAAAUAUCCACAUUCCAGCGAUCAUGUUGUAUUAUGACGAUGAUUUGACUGUAGAUCCUCCCGAGAACUUCUUCAGAACCAGGGACAAGGACGAGCUGUGUAUUUGCAAGGAAGGAGAAUGCAAAGAGCAUAUGGAUGUCUGUGUUGAAUGGUAACACACGCGGUUUUAUUAUUAAUUUACUCCGCUAUUCAUUUUUCUUGGUAAUAAAUAUUUUUUUUAUAAAUGUC
Messenger RNA from Manduca sexta (tobacco hornworm), 1225 nucleotides. Its product is annotated as cytochrome b5 domain-containing protein 1. NCBI's taxonomy places the organism in Eukaryota, Metazoa, Arthropoda, Insecta, Lepidoptera, Sphingidae. The record is from RefSeq and is a predicted model, not a curated record. The transcript has 5 exons. The coding region runs from base 304 to 1152 and encodes 282 amino acids.